Messenger RNA from Penicillium pulvis, 1941 nucleotides. RefSeq names its product SKN1/KRE6 family beta-glucan synthesis-associated protein. Gene Ontology annotation, biological process: fungal-type cell wall organization; (1->6)-beta-D-glucan biosynthetic process. Gene Ontology annotation, molecular function: glucosidase activity. The coding region runs from base 1 to 1941 and encodes 646 amino acids. The transcript is spliced from 6 exons. NCBI's taxonomy places the organism in Eukaryota, Fungi, Ascomycota, Eurotiomycetes, Eurotiales, Aspergillaceae. Gene Ontology annotation, cellular component: plasma membrane; endoplasmic reticulum membrane. The record is from RefSeq and is a predicted model, not a curated record.
AUGCCUCAUAUCAGACUCAAUUCGGGUCGUCAAGACCCGUUUAACCAGUCUGAUGAAGGGUAUGCACCACUCACGGGCCGGACUUUGCCGAGGCCUUUGACACCGGCAGCUGAGUUACCCGGCCCAGCUAUUGGGGCUCAGGGUAUCUCUCCGUAUGGUAUCUCACAGGCACCAGAGUCUUCGGAGUUUCUUCUUCCACCUAGGUUACGGCCGACACCACGCGAUGACUCGGAGCGAUCUGGUUCACCGGAUCGCUGGUCGGCAGCUGGGUCGAGUGUUAGCUCCAUGAGCCGUGAUAGCCGGUUCAUGAUGGAUCCGUUUGAUGAUCACUCAAGAGAUCCUUUGACGCGGUCUGGGACGCGUUCUGGGAGUGACGAGUAUGAUAUGAAUACACAGACUGUGUCGGAGAAGUUUAAUAUCACGCCGUCCGAUGGGUUGUUGCUGUUUCCGGAGGAUGUUGAAAAGGAUGACUACCUGCAUAACCCGGACCCGUUAGACAAAGACCGUGACUGCGAUCUUUGGAAUCGUCGUGGUGUUAUGAACAUGGGUGGUUUGGCGCUUUUGACAGUUGGAGUUUUGGUACUGUUUAUUGGUUACCCAGUUAUAACUUGGGUGGAAGGUGUUCUCAAACCCAAGGACGUUUGUCGUCCUGGUGACAUGCUCUGUCUUGACGUUGGGGAAAGGCCUCUUUUGAAUAAUCUCCGACAGGGAUUGAUUGAUCCAGAUACACCAAAAGAGGCUCUUACAAAGAUGAGUGCGGAAGGAAAAGAGUUGAAACUAGUGUUUUCGGAUGAAUUCAACAUGCCCGGACGAACAUUUUACGAUGAAGAUGACCCGUUCUUCCAAGCGGUAGACUUGUGGUAUGGCGUGACAAUGGACAAGGAGUGGUACGAUCCCGACGCAGUUACCACAAACGAGGGUGUCUUGGAAAUUCGAUUUGACGACUUUAAGAACCACGAUGUCGCAUACAGAUCUGGCAUGCUUCAAAGUUGGAACAAACUUUGUUUCAAGGGUGGCCGCCUGGAGGCCAGCUUAUCACUUCCCGGUGAUGGCCACAUUGAGGGUUUCUGGCCUGGUUUCUGGGCAAUGGGUAACCUCGCUAGACCGGGUUACGCGGCUACUACCGACGGUCUGUGGCCGUACAGCUAUCACGAUGGAUGUGAUGCGGGUAUUACACCAAACCAGAGCUCUCCAGACGGAAUCAGCUUCCUUCCUGGCAUGCGUCUACCAGGAUGUACUUGCCCCGGUUCUGAUCACCCGUCUCCUGGUCGUGCUCGCAGUGCUCCUGAGAUUGAUGUGAUCGAAGGUAGCACGCAGCCUCUUUAUGGUGCAGCGGGUGGUCCAUUCGUCGGUAGUGCGUCGCAAAGUUUACAGAUCGCGCCUUUUGAUCUCUGGUAUAUGCCAGACUAUGACUUUGCCGCCGUAUAUGACCCUCGUAUCACACAAGUCAACGCCUACCGUGGUGGCCCCUACCAACAAGCAAUGUCCGGCCUGUCAAACCUGAACUCACGUUGGUACAAUGGCACAGAAUACCAGGUUUACGCGUUCGAAUACGAGCCUGGUGACAAAGGAAAUGUGACAUGGUUCAUCGGCCAAGAGAAAUCAUGGAGCAUAGAUGCCCGAUCCAUCGGUCCAAACGGCAAUAUCGGCCAACGCACUAUCCCCCUCGAGCCAAUGUCCAUCGUGAUGAACCUGGGUAUGGCGGAUAACUUCGCCCCACAGAACCAUACCAUUCGCGAGUACAUGCCCGCAUAUCUGCGCAUCGAUUAUGUCCGCAUCUACCAGGAUCCGGAUGAUGUGCUCAUUACUUGUGAUCCUCCUGGCUAUGAGACCACCGAGUAUAUUAAGGAUCACCAGAAGGCUUACGAUAAUAACAACUUGACUAGUUGGAAGGAUACUGGGUACCAUUGGCCUGAGAACAGCUAUAUGAAUACUUGUUGA